AUGUCUCGGCUUUUAUUCUCAUUGGUCGCGGUCCUCUGCUUAUGCACGCGCUGGGCGGUCGCUACUUUAACCUCGGGUGAAAUUGCCAACUCUCUCAAUGAAUUAGCACAGCAAGGAUUCGCCGCCAAGAAUCUUGUGUUGGCAAUCAAUUCUACUGCGGACCCUGGUCCAAUCUCGGAUAUCUAUACCCAGAUAGACACAAUGGUCGCUGUGGUUCUAACAGAUGUAAAAUUUAUGACGAACACGCCGAUCAUUACCGACCAGGCAGAGGAGCAGGAUGUCUAUGAAGGAUACUCAAAUUUCGUGCAAUCUCUUUUCGAGCUCAUGGACGCCUUAUCGAGCAGUGCAGCCCAGCUGAAAUCCAUCAACCAAACAACCAAGACCAAGAUUCCCUCUGAAAUUCGUAUCUUGCAAAGUGCCGUCGACAUCGGCGAUGAGAUGCUGAUACCUCGCAAGGCCUACUUCUAUAAUAUCAUCGGUCUCUUCCCAGCCAACAGCUCGUAUAACGCCCAGGCCAAUAACCAGAAAGCCCAGGUAGAUAUGCAUUGCUUCCAGGCUGUCUGGGCAUUUGAUCUCAGUUAUGGUAAUAGUAAUCAGGCGAUUUUUCAAAAGCGCAGUGAUAACUCCCUUCACUCUCGAAGGAUGAAGCGCGGUUCCUUAUGA
Penicillium cataractarum is the source of this 663-nucleotide messenger RNA. RefSeq lists its product as uncharacterized. Bases 1 to 663 code for a protein of 220 amino acids. Lineage: Eukaryota; Fungi; Ascomycota; Eurotiomycetes; Eurotiales; Aspergillaceae. The transcript is spliced from 4 exons. The record is from RefSeq and is a predicted model, not a curated record.